CCCCUCUAACCCUUUUAACAUUGGUGGGUUGUUGAUUUGUUGCUGCCGCCUUGCUCGCCGCUGGUAGACUGUGCACAAAUUCGUUAUCCCCUAACACGUCUACAUGACAAGUAUAUGCAUCUAAAGCCAUCUCUAUAUUCAUCUCCCGCGAAUAGAAGGUCAUAGUUCUUAUCUUUUUAGCCAAAAAAAAAAAAAACUGGAGUUGUGAGAACCCAUUCAUCGGAACCUGGAGAUGCCGGAGCGAGGGAAGUAGCCGGAACACUUAGAAGGACGCUUGCUCUGCCAACUUUGUUUGGCUGGAAGGGUGGAUUUUAUCUUCUCUGGUUUUUAGUUCUGUUGUCUGUUCUUUCAUCAGUGUACUGUUUGGAAGGCUGGAUCAAAAGGGUUCUUUGAGUUAAAUGGGGUCUGAUAAGUGAUGCCUUUCCGUUAUCUAAAGAAUUUUUUGGGUCAAUUUAGCAGAGCAUUUCAUUCUGCCGAGCAGGCAGGGCUCACUUUGCAAUUUGGAUGACUAUUAGAAAUGAUGGAUUAUUCAUUGGCUUACAGAAAUUUCUCUCACAGCAAUCUCAAAGUUCGAUUACCGUGCAGGCCUCUAACCGUCUCCAUCUAGGUCAUUUGCAUUUGACUUCUAUGGGGAACCAUCCGCAAAAUCAAGAUUAUGUGCAUUAUAACCAUACUAAUCCUUGCCAAUACACGAGAUGGACUGCUAGGGAAAGCUACCAAUUUAUGUAUGCAAGGCCUUGGCAACGAAUCAAUGAUUUUUAUUUGCAUGUUGUUCAAGGGAGCUCGUCUUUAUCAGCUCUGUUUGGAUCUGAAGUGGGUUGUUUUAUGAAGAUAAUUAAUGAUCAAAAUGAUACUCAAAUACCCAAACUUUCUGAUGAAACUAAGCUGGAAAGUUCUGCAUCUGAAGAUCGCUUUGGGAGGUGGGCAAGAAAAACAUUCAAAAUUGUUCUUUCAUAUCAUGGGGGCUCUUUUGAUGGGUGGCAAAAGCAACCAGGAUUGAAGACUGUCCAAAGCAUGGUAGAGGGAUCACUUGGGGAAUUUGUUGAUGAAAGGAAAGCGCAACUGCUUAAGGAUAAAGGUUUGCCCGUUGAAGGCUGUGCUGUUGUGGCUGGGCGUACAGACAAAGGUGUGACAGGCCUUUGGCAAGUUUGUUCUUUUUACACUUGGAGGAAGGAUGUUAAACCAAGAGAUAUUGAGGAUGCCAUCAAUCAUGCAGCACCAGGAAAACUUAGGGUCAUAUCUGUUUCUGAGGUAAUAUGCAGUGUAUCGCGCAUCUUUCAUCCUAACUUCUCUGCAAAAUGGAGGCAUUACCUGUAUAUUUUUCCGCUCACUGAUGGUGAGUACAGGGACCGAAGCAGUGGAGCUGGGUUCUGUGAGAAUGUUGAAUCUGAUGAUAUUCAUGAUUCCACUGGCAAGGAAUUUAAAAGUGAAAAGAAAUCUUAUGUUUUCAGUGUAAGAAAGGUGAAUCAGCUUUUACGACAAUUAGAAGGGAAGCUGUUAUCCUACAAGAUGUUUGCCCGUGACACAAAAGCUUCAAGAAAUGAUGGUCCACCAACAGAGUGCUUUCUUUUCCAUGCUCGAGCCAUGGAAACCAGAUUAUGUGCUACUGUUCAUGCAAAAGAGACAAGGGUUAUGUGCGUUGAGUUGGUUGCUAAUCGCUUUUUACGCAAGAUGGUUCGAGUGCUUGUAGCAACCUCAAUAAGAGAAGCUGCUGCUGGUGCAGAAGAUGACGCCUUAUUGAAGCUUAUGGAAGCCACAUGCCGGCGUGCAACUGCUCCUCCAGCACCGCCUGAUGGCUUAUGUCUUGUUAAUGUAGGAUAUGCAGAAUUCGAUCCGCAAAACUGCUUCAUUCAGAAAGAGUGAGGUGAUAGUUCAAUAUUGAAUCUUCCAGAGGAUGGAAAUGAAGAGAGUAUUAUGGUGAGGGACCAUUGAAAGAUCGUUUGCUUGUUGCAGGCGAACAAGAAACAUGAGAUUAAACUGAUGCAAGGAUCAGUUCGAGCUUGAUAGGCCAAGAAAUCCUGAGGGCAAGAGAAUAUGAAAUUUUGUUUCAUGUAAUCCAUGUUCAGUAGCAUGUGGAUUGGACUUUAUUUUGACAUUUGAGCCUUGUAAUGUAUUAGAAGUCAUUUAGAUUAAUUUUGAAUGGGCUGACCACUAAUUUAAUUUGAGACCAUAUGUUUAAUUGUU
Messenger RNA from Prosopis cineraria, 2184 nucleotides. RefSeq lists its product as uncharacterized. Gene Ontology annotation, biological process: tRNA pseudouridine synthesis. The transcript is spliced from 10 exons. Bases 505 to 1863 code for a protein of 452 amino acids. Gene Ontology annotation, molecular function: RNA binding; pseudouridine synthase activity. The record is from RefSeq and is a predicted model, not a curated record. NCBI's taxonomy places the organism in Eukaryota, Viridiplantae, Streptophyta, Magnoliopsida, Fabales, Fabaceae.